ACGCGCGAUGGGCGGCGCCAUCUUGGGGGCGACGGGAGCCGCUCGGGACCAAACGUCCUUCCGCCCGCCGCCAUGGGGUCGCGGGAGCCCUGCCGCCGGCUGGAAGCGGUGCUCGGCGCCCUCUACGACCUGGGUGAGGAGCGCGGUGCUCGGGGCGCGGCGAAGGACAGCGAGGCGAGCGUAGGGGCGGCGGCGGCGGCGAAGAAGAAGAAGAAGGAGAAGGAGGAGGAGGAGAACCGAGGACCGCAGCCGGCGGCGGGCGGGCGGCGGGGAGCCCGCGACUUUUUUGGGGAGCUGCGGGCUGAGCUGGCCGCCGCCGGCCCGCCGCCCCCCGCCACGCCGCCGGCCGUGGAGGUCGUGGUGUUUCGCGGGAGGAAGAGGAAGGGGCGGCCCAGCCCCUCGGUAGCACCCACCGGAGGUGCCCAGACCAAAAGAGUGGAUGAAGAUAAAAAUGUGAACGAACAAGAAUUUAACUUUGAAAAAGCUCGUCUGGAAGUACACAAGUUUGGAAUCACUGGCUACAAGAAGCAGGAACAACGUAUAUGGGAACAGGAGCGUGCUAUCAUGCUGGGAGCCAAGCCCCCCAAAAAAGAACAUGUGAACUACAGGACUUACCAGGAGAAAAUGAAAGAGAAGAAAAUGGCAAAGGAGUAUGAUAAGGGAAAGCAGGAACAUAAAGGUGAUUCUCUCAAGAAGAAGAAGAAAGAACAGAAGGAGAGGAAGGCCAAAAGGAAGAAAUCAGUGCCUAGCAUUUGGCCUGCAGGACAAGUUGGAAAAUUCAGGGAUGGGACCUUGAUUCUGCAAAGCCAUGACAUAAAGAAAAUUAAAUCAUCUAAAGUUAUCAAAUGAACCUAUGAUACAGAGCAAAAUGGACAAUAUACAUAAGAUAGAAUUCACAUUGCUACCAACACAGAUUUACAGAGCCUGUCGCCUUUCUGCCAUGUCCUAAUUUUUUUACCUUAUUUGUUGUUGCAGGAUUUUCUACAUUCCAUUCUGACUUGGGAAGAAUAUGAAAAUUUACUGUUUUAUAAAUAAAAAUAAGACUUUAUAUUAAGAACUUUACACAGGCUAUUUUUAUUAGUCAAUACACGCUAAAGAAAGCAUGUAACUUUCUGGAGUCAGCUUCUUGGCCAAAAGUAAAAUGUCCACUUAAUCCAGUAAUUAAUGGAUUAAAAUAUAUAGCUCUUCACUUUCAUCUGGAAGGAAUAUGGAAAAAACAAUACCUUACUUGCUCUGAAGCUGAAGUUGUUACUCUCAAACAUUUAUUGGGCGUACAUCUGUUUCUGUGACUUUAUGAAUUGUUAGUGGAUUGUGGAACUGCACAACAGUUUUCCUGUUCGGCAAAACCUCUCACAGUUUCAAAAUUAUCUGCUUUGGAAUAAAACCAAGAUUUUCUGAAUUUUUGUCCCAAAUUGAGUUACGGACUCAAUUUAUAUAACUCUGCAAAGAUUUCCAAAUAAGCACUGUUUCAGAUGGUGGCUUGGUGGCUUGUUUUUAAAAAUAAACCCAUGUAAGACUGAGCCAAAUGAGGCAUAGACACUUGAUAGCUACUGGUUGUUCAUGGUUAACUCAUGUUUAUUUUAAUCAGUGUUCCCAUGCCUCAUAAGGCUUUUCUGUGAAUUCUUUGUCAAAACUGAAGUUUUAGUGCUAUUUAGAUUUCAGUAAUUUGGUGUUUCUGAAAGAAUAGUUUUGUCCUCUGCAUCUGAAUAUUUUUGUUUUUAAGGUUGUGUUAGUAACCUUUCAAAGUGUCCUCUCCAUUCUACGUCAAGCUUAAGAAAUGAAUAUUUUAGGGGGAGGCAAAAGUAAGGUUAGCUGCUAAAUGACAUACAAAAAAAGUUCACGCUGUGUUGUUUCCAGAUAAGGUUAUCUGGAGCUUGUUUGAACAGCUCUGGCAGUGAAGCAGGUGUGUAUAAGAUGGAACACAGCCCUUACUGGAGAAAGUUCUUUUAGGUGUGUUGGUGAGAUUCAGCGUUCCCCUGUGGGCUGGGGAAGCUGUUGGAGAAUGGCUAAGGGAAAAGGGACAUGGAUCUAGAGAUCCUCUUUGCGACGAGAGUCUCUUUUAAGUUAGCAUGAGUAGGCCUCAGUCAGCAAGAGUGAACAACAGCGAGAGUGAGUCCCGUGGGAAAGUACUGACUAAGGUUCUGAGAUGAAACAUUCUCUAUCUCGUCAAGGUUGGGAAGCAUUCCUUCUUCUUCUUUAAUCAGGGGAGGAUGGAGAAAUGAGCAUUUUUUGUUUCUCCUAAACUAACUUAUCUGGGUCUUUCCCAGGGCUUGGGCCAACAAGCCCUGGCACGGCUUGCUUGUAUUUUAUCCAAUCAAUGAUUGACUAGUAGGCAUAAUUAAGCAGAAGGAUUAUGAAAGGCUGUAAUGGAAAUCAAUAAAUUGAAGCAUGCUUUAUCACUCA
Messenger RNA from Tyto alba (common barn owl), 2403 nucleotides. RefSeq lists its product as uncharacterized. Bases 73 to 849 code for a protein of 258 amino acids. The record is from RefSeq and is a predicted model, not a curated record. NCBI's taxonomy places the organism in Eukaryota, Metazoa, Chordata, Aves, Strigiformes, Tytonidae. The transcript has 7 exons.